AAGGUAGUAACUCUCGAACCGCGUUACCACUACUAUCAGCGUAUUUACUUCCUUUCUAAUAUUUCUUUUGCAAGAAAGCGCACGUGUCAAACAAGAUGCAGAAGAAACAAAAGGAACCGAUUCAUUCCGUCCAAGUUUUCGGCCGCAAGAAAAGUGCAACUGCUGUUGCAUAUUGCAAACGUGGUCGUGGAAUUCUUCGUGUCAAUGGAAGACCAUUGGAAUUGGUUGAACCUCGUGUUUUGCAAUACAAAUUGCAAGAACCCAUUCUUCUCCUUGGAAAGGAGAAAUUCGCUGGUGUAGAUAUCAGAGUGCGAGUCAAUGGAGGUGGUCACGUAGCACAAAUUUAUGCCAUACGUCAAGCUAUUUCCAAAGCUCUUGUAGCUUAUUAUCAAAAAUAUGUUGAUGAAGCAAGUAAAAAGGAUAUAAAAGAUAUCCUUAUUCAAUAUGAUCGUACUCUCCUGGUAGCAGAUCCAAGGAGGUGUGAACCAAAAAAGUUUGGUGGUCCGGGAGCAAGAGCACGGUACCAAAAAUCAUACCGUUAAUAUGUUUAUCAUAUUAUAUAAUGUAUAUACCAUCGAAUAAAAAAAAUGAUAAUUUCCACCCACAGAUGUAAUUAUAAA
Molecule: messenger RNA, 620 nt
Organism: Polistes dominula (European paper wasp)
Lineage: Eukaryota; Metazoa; Arthropoda; Insecta; Hymenoptera; Vespidae
Product: small ribosomal subunit protein uS9
Biological process (GO): translation; maturation of SSU-rRNA from tricistronic rRNA transcript (SSU-rRNA, 5.8S rRNA, LSU-rRNA)
Cellular component (GO): ribosome; cytosolic small ribosomal subunit
Molecular function (GO): structural constituent of ribosome; RNA binding
Source: RefSeq, a predicted model, not a curated record